UUUGAUCUUUUGCCUUUUUAAGCUAAUGCCUAUCCCUUGCUUGGUUUUAGAGCAAUGCUUGGAUCUCUCUUUACUAUUCUGCAUGUUACAGUACUGAACUACUCAAGUUUAUUGUACAAUGCAUACAUAGGCUCACUUCACAGGUGCAUAUAUUGUUGUUACACACGUAGCUGCACUGCACCUACUAUACAGCACCAUUCUCAGUCUCUCACUCUGAUCAGAUCUUGGCUGUCGUUGGAGAAAUUAAGCUUAAUUACCUCAAAGAGAGACAGAGAUCUAGCUAGGGUGAGAGUGAGAGACAGAUAAUUAGUCGUAGCUAGCUAGCUAGUGCAUGCAUGGGUCUCUCAAGCGCCUUGGAUUGGUGGGACAAGUGGAAGCUGCGCAUCCUCGUCUUGUGCAGCCUCUUUGUCCAGUUCUUCCUCUUCGUCGCUGCAGAUGUGCGUUGGUCGUACGCCCUACGAAGGCUGAGGGUCAUCGUGUGGCUCGCCUACAUAGGGGGCGAUGCCCUGGCGGUCUACGCGCUGGCCACCCUCUUCAACCGCCAGAAGCAGCAGAUCACAACGGCGGGCGGCGGCGAUGCCGCUCUAGAGGUGGUCUGGGCGCCUGUCCUCCUCAUCCACCUGGGUGGUCAGCCAUUCAUAACUGCCUACAGCCUCGAAGACAAUGAGUUGUGGAAGCGGCAUGCAAUCACCCUGGUGUCCCAGGUCACGGUCGCCCUGUACGUCUUCUGCAAGUGGUGGUCCGGCGAGAAGAGGCUCUUGCAGGCGGCCGUCUUGCUCUUCAUCGUCGGCAUCCUCAAAUUCGCCCAGAAGCCAUGGGCGCUUCGGAGGGCUAGCUAUGGCAGCAUCACCUCCACCACCUACUCGUCGUCAUCCCCGCCGCGAAGAGGAGUCAUGGGAGAAGGCAUCAAUUAUUCGCUGGAAGAAUAUGUAAAAGAAGCACAGAAGCACAUAAAAGAAGGGCGACAGAUAAGUGACGAAGCUCAACUAGAGACGUUCAACAAGGAUCAAGCCUUUGCCUUGAAGGACAUCUACAAGAUGUUUCUCGAUCUAGCUGCUCCAUACUCCGUUCGGCUACACUUCCUACAGUCUUUCCUCAACUUGGACGGGGGGAACCAGCACAAAGUGUUACGGCGUUGCAUUAUUGCGCAAUUUGCGUCCAUUUACACCAAGGAGAGAUCAUUAGCCACUAGUCUUGGAGCCUGCUCAUUCCUUGUGCUUCCCUUUUUGGCCUUAGCUUCAGUGGUCCUCUUUGCCAAGAGCGACAAGGAUGGUUACGAUAACAAGGACAUCACGGUGACAUACAUCUUAUUUUUUGGCACAUUUGUGAUGGAGUUGGCACCAUACCUGCUUAAUGCACUUUUUCGCCAUCCUUUGCGUAAACUAGAAAUCCAAGCUUGGCAAGACAUGGUUUCCCAGCACAACAUCAUGUCAUUCUGUGCUCGGAACAAGAAGCCCCCAACUCUGAUGAAGCUUGUUACCUUCAGCUACCUCAGGGACUACAUCAACAAGCACUGGUACAUCAGGUACGAGCCCGCAGCACAACAGAUCUCGAUGCUAGUUCGUCACCACGCAGAAGAAGAUGGGUGGAAGGAGUACAUACAUGAUGCAGCCACAUACAGAAGAUUCAACAAUCUCAGGGGUGAGCACACUCUGAUGAAGAUGAGCCACCACCUGCUGCUGCUGGAACAAGACAAGCUGGGGUGGACCUUCAACCGGCCAUUUGAUGAGUAUGUACUUCUCUGGCACCUAAUCACCGACCUCUGCCUUCACCACACCAGCACUACUAGUACUGAUAAUACAACUACAGCAUCAUCCUCUCAGUCUCAAGACACCAUCGUCGAGAGUCGCCGCCGUAGGCGCAGCAGUGAGAUAAUAUCCAACUACAUGAUCUACCUGCUCUUCAUUUGUCCUGACAUGCUAAUACCAGCUGGGACAAGAUCUGACCUGUUCAUGCUUGCGUGCGAUGAGAUCGAGUCCAUGACGACAAAGGGCGAGUCACCUUCGCCAUUGCCGGACGAUGAGACAAGAAGCGGCAUUGCUCAAUGGAUUCUUGGCAUGGAACAAGGUGAUCGACGUAUGGUCGAAGCUCCUAGGAUUUCCGAAGCGCUCAGACUCGCUAGAUUUCUCAUCGACAGCCUCAACGAAGAGCAGAGGUGGGAGGUGAUUCAAGGCGUGUGGGUGGAGAUGCUCUGUUACUCUGCCAGCAGAUGCCGUGGCUACCUGCAUGUCAAGAGCCUAGGUGUUGCUGGGGAGUUCCUCACCAAUGUUUGGCUUCUUUGGUGGUGUAUGGGGAUGCAGACCUUACCGGACAUGGUGCACAAUCCAGAACCUCCUGAAGAAAUAACAGCUGCUGCUUCGGUUUGAUAUCAUUAUGUGUUAUUACUUAUUUUGCAUUAGUUUGUGUGUUUUCUCUGUUGCCGCUGCAUGCGGCCAUUGGGCGCGUUAUUUCUUUCCUUGUUUUGAGGGUGAUGAGCGUAUGUGUGUUUAUUUGCUGCUUUCAAUAAUAAUAAACUGCUCCGAUCGAGCGAGUGUGAUAAGCACCCAUGACUCAUGGGAGAUUA
This is a messenger RNA of Sorghum bicolor (sorghum), 2563 nucleotides long. RefSeq lists its product as uncharacterized. The coding region runs from base 336 to 2366 and encodes 676 amino acids. NCBI's taxonomy places the organism in Eukaryota, Viridiplantae, Streptophyta, Magnoliopsida, Poales, Poaceae. The transcript has a single exon. The record is from RefSeq and is a predicted model, not a curated record.